GUGUCUUUUCUUAUGGCGAAAAACAUCGGUCGUAUUCAUGAACCAAACGAUCUAUCAAGUGAAAUCCAAAACACAAAUGAUGUCGCUCAUAAUGGAAAACAUAUUGACGUACAGUGCUUUCCUCUUGCUUCUUAUAUCGCGGCGCUAAAUGUCACCACAGUUGAUUACUUCAGUCUGGAUGUUGAAGGAAAUGAAAUGGAUGUUCUCCAAACCAUUCCGUUUGAUAAAGUCGAUAUAAAAACGCUCUCUGUUGAAUAUACACACGUGAAAUCCGGUAAAGAAAAAAUGGUAGAAUUCAUGUCAAAAAAUGGGUACUAUGUUUAUUCAUUUGUAAAAAAACCCAAUAAUCUGGCAAAUGACAUUAUAUUUGUAAAACGUGACUCAUAA
Molecule: messenger RNA, 387 nt
Organism: Cotesia congregata
Lineage: Eukaryota; Metazoa; Arthropoda; Insecta; Hymenoptera; Braconidae
Source: the annotation of a GenBank genome assembly